ACCACCAUCAUCCUCCAUAAACCAGGCCAACCAGACUACUCCACGCCCAAGGCCUACCAACCAAUAGCCCUCCUUGACACCCUUGCCAAGAUUCUAUCAUUGUGCGUAACCAAAAACCUCACCUUCCUGGCAGAAACCCACAACCUGCUACCACCGACCCACUUUCAUCAGGAUUUUGACACAUGUAUUAACCGCACUUUCCUGACUUUACCAGAGUGA
Messenger RNA from Coniophora puteana RWD-64-598 SS2, 219 nucleotides. RefSeq lists its product as uncharacterized. NCBI's taxonomy places the organism in Eukaryota, Fungi, Basidiomycota, Agaricomycetes, Boletales, Coniophoraceae. The annotation marks the transcript as partial. The transcript has a single exon. The record is from RefSeq and is a predicted model, not a curated record.